Molecule: messenger RNA, 1032 nt
Organism: Aegilops tauschii subsp. strangulata
Lineage: Eukaryota; Viridiplantae; Streptophyta; Magnoliopsida; Poales; Poaceae
Source: RefSeq, a predicted model, not a curated record
AUGGGGGAUCGUAGGGCGGACAAGCGGCCGAUGGUGGCAGGGGAACAAGACGCGGAGCUGCGGCGGGAGAAGGCCCUCCGCGAGAAGGCCAAGAGCGCCAUGGGUGGCCGGCAGGGAAGUCGCGACGGCCGCGAGACGCGCGACGCGCACGGCUCCGCGGCUGCGCAAGGAGGGCGCGAGGGGGAUUGGGGUCCUCCUCCCCCUUGGUGGAUUCAGCUGCAAGAGCGAAAGUGUUUGAAGAAGGAAGGGUGCAGGCGCAGAGAGCUGGAGCGGAAAUCCAUGCCCCUACCCAAUUAUGGCGCGGGCCAUGGAGAUCCUCUGGCUAAGAAGCCGCGCGCCAGCUCCGAGCCGCUUGCGGUGGCCCUUCCGGCUACCCCCAAAGGCUCGGCCGACGCGUCCAUUCCGGUGGAAGAGAUCCCGGAUGUGGAAUGCUUUAAGUGCGGCCGAUUGGGGCAUUACCAACCCAAAUGCAAGUUCGAGCCACUGUGCGUGCUAUGCAAGGAGGAGGGCCACGUCUCGGCUGCGUGCCCAACGCGUGGAAAGGCCCUGAACCUCCAGAUCAUGGGAAGCGCCAUCCCGGGUGAGGGCUUCUUCUGCCUUCAGUACGACGAGGACGAGGAGAUGGACGAUGGAGCGGAUCUGAAAAUCGACAAUGCAGCUAUCAUCUCUGCAGAUCCGGGCCAACUCUCGCUCCGCGCCCUCAAGCAAGAGCUUAAACAUAUGGUGGCAGGUGAUUGGGAUUGGCAGGUCGGCCAGGUUGGGGACAAUGAUUUCUCGGUUAUCUUUCCCUCGGCCGAUCUGCUCCAUAUGGCCAAAUCCAGCGGCAAACUUUUCCUCUCUAUCAACGACAUAACCGCAAGGGUGCGGGAGUCACUGCAUGAGGAAGUGGCGCCACUGGUCAUGCCGGAGACGUGGGUUCAGCUCCAUGGCAUUCCCAGGAAGCAUCGCCGUGUGGAGCGUCUGAUGGAAGGACUGAAGAUGUUGGGGCGUCCCAUUGUGGUGGAUGAGCUCUCUCUCAUACGGCUGUGCUAG